AAGACUUAAUUGAACCAGCCAUUAUCACAAACAACAUCAAUACCCAUAUUCCAUUUUCCAUCCACAUGCAUUUCUCAAAGCCAUUAAUCCCGUUUUGGCUCUCCUUUUGCCUCUUCUUCUUCCCCACCACCGUUCUCUGUGCAGGCCCUCUCUACCGCAUUUGCUUUGGUAGCAACUCAUCAAGCGCCAUCUAUCAAUCCAACGUGAAUGACCUAGGAAACCUCCUCCAAGACAAAGUUGCUCAAACUGGAUUUGCAGUCGCCUCCGUCGGGAACGGCGAAAACCGAGCCAACGGCCUAGCCUUGUGCCGGGGUGAUACCUCAAGCUUGCCCUGCAAAACUUGUGUUGCUGAGGCGAGCAAAAGGCUCAGAGAUCGUUGCCCGACCAGGGAAGGAGCCAUCAUAUGGUAUGAUAACUGCCUCUAUAAGUACUCGAACGAGGAGUUCUUCGGGGACAUUGACAAGAAGCACAAGUUUUAUAUGGUCAACACCGAAGACGUGAAAGAUCCGGAGGUUUUUAACAUGAAAACAAAGAACUUGCUGAGCCAAUUGGUGAGCAAAGCUUAUGUGAACCCAAUGCUGUAUGCUGCUGAUGAGGUAGAGCUUGAUGAAUCAAAGAAGCUCUAUGGGCUGGUGCAAUGCACAAGAGAUCUUUCGAGAAGUAACUGUAAGAAGUGCCUUGAAGAUGCAGUGGAUGAGCUUUUAGAUUGCUGCGAUGGAAAAGAAGGAGGAAGAGUGGUUGGUGGCAGUUGUAACUUUAGAUAUGAGAUCUACCCUUUCCUUAACAAUUAACAAGUAGUUUGAAGAAAAACAUAUAAACAUGCUUGCUCAGUUUAGAUUAGGCAUGUAUACAUAUAUUUUAAAUAAUAUAUAAUAAUUUUAAAUAAUAA
Diospyros lotus (date-plum) is the source of this 889-nucleotide messenger RNA. RefSeq names its product cysteine-rich repeat secretory protein 38-like. The transcript is spliced from 2 exons. Lineage: Eukaryota; Viridiplantae; Streptophyta; Magnoliopsida; Ericales; Ebenaceae. The record is from RefSeq and is a predicted model, not a curated record. The coding region runs from base 66 to 791 and encodes 241 amino acids.